Messenger RNA from Cloeon dipterum, 4330 nucleotides. RefSeq lists its product as uncharacterized. NCBI's taxonomy places the organism in Eukaryota, Metazoa, Arthropoda, Insecta, Ephemeroptera, Baetidae. The record is from RefSeq and is a predicted model, not a curated record. The transcript is spliced from 12 exons. The coding region runs from base 3338 to 3718 and encodes 126 amino acids.
CUGCAGUCUGCAGCCGGCGUUGAGCGUUCUGGGAGGCGGCCUGCGGCCACUUGGCGGCCACCGAGGCCCACGGCUGACGGCCACACCAACUGAUGGCUGAAUUUCCGCUCUGAUUGUGACGAGCGGACGAAUGGACUGCGAUAUGGACUGCGGCCGUGAUUGAGCGAGCUGGGAGGCGGCCUGCGGCCAUCAGGCGGCCAUCGUGGACCGCGGCCGACCCGCCACUGAUUGCGAGGAAGCACAGAUAGAGUGCAGACGAGACCUGCGGCCUCGGAGGCGCCCUGCGGCCAUCAGGCGGCCAUCGAAGACCCCGGAAACUCCAACAGAUGGCCGAAUUUCAGCACUGAAGUUUCGUAGGAAGGAGUGGAGUGUCAAGGUCAAGUCUACGCCCGCACUGGUGCCUCCUUCCACUUUUCACACUGAGCAGCGAUGCUGAGAGGAAGCUGCUGAAAUCCAAAAUCCAAAAGCGGAGAAAGGAGAACAAGCAGCGCAGCCAUAUUAUGGAGAAAAUCAUCAGGAGGAUCAAAAUAUUGCCGCGGUGUUUUCCCAAAGUUUCGUGCGAGUGGAGUGUCAAGUUUACGCCCGGACUGGUAUGUAUAUUUCUGCGCGUCGGAUCAUCUCAACAAAGUCCUCGCGGGUGGCAGAGCAGUGCGCAUUUUUUUUUGCUAAUUUUCCCCAUAAAAAGGCUAGUUUGCCUGACAAUGAGAUUCGACGGUAAGUUAGGCCAAGGAGCAGGAAUUGGAUUAUUUUGGACCAGCCGGCAUGAAAAUUAAAGCUGAAAUCUCGACCUGCACGCCCCAGAAGUGCGUGCAGCUACGCUAAAACGCUACCGACGCGCGUUGGACGUUUUUAGAAAUUCAUAUUUCCGCCAAUAUUGCCGCUUGUCUGAAUGGAAUAAGCCGAAAGCCGUCUCAGCAGCAGCAGCAGUUGUCACGUACACCAAUUAUUUCCUUAAUAUGACCGGAAUAAGUUCAUUUUAUUUAAAAUUUUAUAUUUUGGUGUAUGUAAUUUGCAUUACGUAAUCAUAUGUACUGCGUUUUAAUAAAUUUAUAUCUUAGGCAAUCGCUAGCUGGCAAGAGCGAUGAAUCAAACCUAAAGAAACGGAGACUUGCAGUCACGGCGAAGUAAGUUAUUUUUGCACAGGUUUAUUAAUUAGAUCUUAAAAAUAUGUAUAGAAAUGCAUACGUUGCUCCAUGGUGUUUGCAUUAUUCUGUGCAGCUUGGGAUUUAUCGCAAAAUAUGGAAAUUAUGCUGGAGGACAAAGGAUUUCCCAAUUAUCGGCGGUAUUUCGUUGAGUCGAAACUAAUUUCCGCAGAUUAAAUAAUUAAAUUAUUAUUUUUGGCGGCUAUAAUUAACUGUCGAUUUGCUGCGGUGUGGAGCAGGGAAAAAUGGUAAGUUUGGCAAUAUUCGACGCACGCUACUCAAUCAUCAACAAGCACAAAAUCUGCUUGUUGUGCGUCUGCUGCUGGCGCAUUGCUGAAAUACUUCUCUUUGCUCACUAACUCCUGCGUCUGCGGUUUCUCGCACUAAUUUCUUAAGAAAUUUGCAUUUUUUCAAAGAGUUUUCUUGGAUUGGAAGGUAAGACGGUUUCCUUCAAUUUCUCUAACGUUCCGGAAAGUUGCUUUCAAUUUGUUUUCUUUCUAGAAAUAUGCAAAAUCAAUUUAUUUAAAUCGUUAUUUUGGCAUUGGAAUCGAUUCAAGGUAAGAAUGAAAAAAACUCCAUCGUGUUGGCUACAGUGAGCAGUUGGACAAAUUUGAAGCCAUCAAAGUAAAACAGAACUUGUAGAUUUUUCAAAAGACCGAAUGCGCAUAAUGAAAAUUAAAAGUCAGCCGCGAGUUUCAAAUCGGCAGCUGGCGAUGACAGCUUCUCCAAAUUAUUGCGCAGUAUAUAAUGGUGUGCCGACAGACGUUUUUCCCCGGUGGCUGGCAGCCCAGCCAGAUUCACGGCGACUGCGCACGUGACUCUAAAAAAAUUUGGUGACUGGCUGCGUGACCUGAACACAAAAUCAAACGUAAAUUUUCAUAAAAUUGCAUUGUUGCAUUUUUUUCUGCGUUCUUAAAAAAGCUAUGUUUGCAUUUCAUUUUAAGUGAUCCAUUGUUUGCUUCAAAUCAAGGUGAGUUUGUGUUUUGUACGGAACAGUCUGAAUUAUUUAUUAGAAAAACAAACAAGGUAAAAAAUAAAAAUCGACGUGGAACAAGUAAUUUGACCGUCGAUUUUAUUAAAUUUUAAAAAUGGUAUUUAGUUCAUGCGUUUGCGGAUUCUGUGCCAAUGUGAAUGAGUUUUCUGCUCUUUUUUCAGAGUUUUGUAGGAGUAUGACGCCCGAGAUGGUGAGUACUUCGGCGGAUCUUCUCAUCGAAGUCUUCGCUGGUGGCAGUGCAGAGCGCUUUUUUUUGCUAUCAUUAAAGCGGCGCGGACCUGCUUAAAAUAAUAAUUUCACCGCCACUGCUUCCGCUGGGCUGAAUGAAAAAGGCAAAAAGCCGCGGCAGCCGCAGCUUUUGUUCGCACCUGGGCGCGUAAUUUCGCGUUGACGAGACGACUGAAUUUAUCUGAUCACUUUUAAUUUACGCAGCUCAUUGAACAAAGUUUGAUAUAGACGGAACGGGUGUAGGCGCUUAAUAUCAUUGGCUGAUUUUUUUUAAAUGAGAUGAUAUUACGCAAGUUGAAUGAUAUUAAAACAAUUAUUAUAUUAAUUUAAAAAUGUACUCGUCAUUUGAAAAGAGUACUGUUUUGGGAUAAAGAAACAGCAGCCUUAAUAUAGUUUAUCAGAAGAUGCUAUAAUUAUUAACUGACUAAAACUGAACUAAAAAUUUAAUUUUGCAGAAGUGAAUGAAACUAAAAUUUUAUAUCGAAGCAAAAUGCAUUUCAGUGACUAAAAUGCGAGCUACCCAUGUAACGCCUGAAGAGCGUGGUAAGUAGAGGAGAGGGCAAUCAUAAUGCCCUGACACUGACACUGCGAGCACAAUUAAUUUGAUAAUGCGAUUGUUAAAAAAGACUGCAGCCAAGAUAAAAUAUUAUUUUAUGCUGAAAUGUGUGGCGCUGCUCCCAUCCCAUCGCAUUCUCUGCUCUCUCGUGCGAUGCCAGAAUUUAAUUUUUCCGCCAGUUUUAUCAGCAACGAAUUCCAUGCUGCUGCAAAUAGGCGAGGAGAGAGACUGAGAUUGACGAAUAGAGGGGCACCGGCGACAAAUCCAAUGUAAGCAGGAGAGAAGAGUAAAACUACGAGAAGCGAAACAACAGCAAGAUAGGAAGGAGUGUGAACGUAGCUGGUCGCCGCUACCAUUUCCUCUCCUGAUGUCAGGCUGCCUGGCUUGCUCGCAUCGCUUUGUAAGCGACAAGCGUGCAUGGUAGAUGGCUUCGGAGGCUACCGAUGGAUUACCGAAUUCGAGGUAGAACGUGACUGCUGGCUGCUGUGCGGUUGUGGUUGCGAAUUGCGACUGCCAACGCCGACUUGCAACAGCGUUUCACUGCAUUCCGCACUCGUCUGCUUAUUGUCGCAGCAGCAUAUUAUGGCGCAGGCGGUCGAGAUGAUGUGUCUGGGUUGCCCUUGCACGGAGCCAGCCUGCUGUACGAGCGACCAGUCCUCAAGCGAGGCCUUCCCUCUGGCCGCUACUGCCUACCGCAAGCUCGACCACGUCCUUCGGGCACUCUCGAAUCCUGCGAGCCAGCAAGCGCGGUCGCCUCGUUUUCUCAAAAUUAACGCCUGGCGCCUGCUGCCUACCUGAGAUCCUCUGCGUCGAAGAUGAGGAGUGCCGUCAGCUCGAAUUUGAUCUCUGCGUCGCCUGCGUCAGCCGUGUCGAGGCCGCGGACGCCCUUUUUGGCCAGCCCUGCACCAUCCGCAUCUCACGUAGCCAUCCCUCGUCGGCCCUCAGCCUGCAUCCCGUUCUGGAUAGCGCCCUGAGCAAGGAGCCAAAAGGUUUUUUCCGUAAAAUUGUCGGGGGAAAAUGCUGAGAAACGCUUGGAGAAGGCCCGCCAGGAAAAGGAGGCGUUGGCCAAGCCGGCGAAGGAGUUUGCCAGGCGGAACAACGCCCAGGAAAGGAACUCGAUGAGAGAAAGGAAUCCUUCAAAUUAUCCUCUCCGACUUGGCGGACCUGCAAGACUAUUGUAUAAGAGACGGUGCUGAAGCUGAACCGUUCAUCAGGUAGUGCUCAGCGCAGGCCUUCAAUGGCGGUGCUGCAGCGCCGGAAAAAAUGCAAAUGACGUCAUUUUGACAUUUUUCGACAUCAGAAAAUACCCCGAAAUACUCUAUUUUGCAUUUUUAAACUAUUUAAUUGUGUGUUACUCGAAUAUAUUCAUCUUUGUUAAAUUUGUACGGUAUAUUCAAGAAUAAACCGAUA